Messenger RNA from Sphaeramia orbicularis (orbiculate cardinalfish), 1621 nucleotides. Its product is annotated as serine protease HTRA1B-like. The record is from RefSeq and is a predicted model, not a curated record. Gene Ontology annotation, molecular function: serine-type endopeptidase activity; protein binding. Lineage: Eukaryota; Metazoa; Chordata; Actinopteri; Kurtiformes; Apogonidae. Gene Ontology annotation, biological process: proteolysis; positive regulation of apoptotic process; programmed cell death.
GGUCUGAUCCCGUUCAUGGGGGUGGUCUGUGUCCACUUCACUGACCGUGUGUUUCCUGUGUUUUCAGGGCAGCAGAACCCGGACAGUCUUCGGUACAAGUACAACUUCAUCGCUGACGUGGUGGAGAAAAUCGCUCCUGCUGUCGUUCACAUUGAACUGUACAGAAAGAUGAUCUUUUCCAAGCGGGACGUGGCGGUGGCCAGCGGCUCCGGCUUCGUGGUGUCAGAGGACGGACUCAUCGUCACCAACGCCCACGUGGUCGCCAACAAACACCGAGUCAAAGUGGAGCUGAAGAGCGGAAGCACGUUCGACGCCAAGAUUAAAGACGUGGACGAGAAAGCCGACAUCGCUCUGAUCAAGAUCGACACGCCGAUGAAGUUGCCGGUUCUACUCCUGGGUCGCUCCGCUGACCUCCGCCCCGGUGAGUUCGUGGUUGCCAUCGGCAGUCCGUUCAGUCUGCAGAACACCGUCACCACCGGCAUCGUCAGCACCACCCAGAGAGGAGGCAAAGAACUGGGCCUGCGCAACUCCGACAUGGACUACAUCCAAACAGACGCCAUUAUCAACUAUGGGAACUCAGGAGGUCCACUCGUCAACCUGGACGGUGAAGUGAUCGGCAUCAACACUCUGAAGGUCACGGCGGGAAUCUCCUUCGCCAUCCCGUCAGACAAGAUCCGACAGUUUCUGGCCGAGUCUCACGACCGACAGGCCAAAGGUAAAACGACACCAAAGAAGAAAUACAUCGGCGUCAGGAUGAUGAGUCUGACACCGACUUUGGCGAAGGAGCUGAAGGAGCGCCAGUCGGAUUUCCCAGACGUCACCUCUGGAGCGUACGUCAUCGAGGUCAUGAGUCGAACUCCGGCCGAGGCCGCUGGUCUUCAGGAGAGUGAUGUCAUCAUCAGCAUCAACGGCGAGCAAAUCACAUCAGCCAGCGACGUCAGCGCCGCCAUAAAGCGUGACGAAACUCUGCGAACGGUGGUGAGGAGAGGCAACGAGGACGUCAUCCUGACCAUCGUCCCCGAGGAGAUCGACCCUUGACCUCCACCUCCACCUAGUCCCGCCCCCAGCCGGCUCCUUUGCACCAAUCACGAACACUUUGACGAACCCAAAUGCCAAUGGGACGUCUGCGUGUCAGGAGUCUGGGUUCAAGAACUUGUAAUUAUUAGCGCUACUACUGCUAGUCUUUGCAUUAUACCGCCGUCACUGCGACUGGGUCGUCUGUCGCGUCCUAACCCUCCUUUCCUGUCUGUCAUCACAUGGUUUUUAUUUUACUAACCAAACCCUUUCCUGUCUUUGUUUCUGGAGUAUUUUGAUCGUAUUUUUUGUCUCUGUGUGUAUUUUUAAAAGGGAAGACCGUUAUUUUUAAAAGCGUUGUCGGAUCCUGGAACAUGAUCAGAUAAAUUUGCGGCUCCUUCAUUUAAUUUUCCUCAAUAUUUGGAAAAUUAAACGAUGAAAUAAACAAGGAUACGUCAGAAUAUUUACCAUCAGGUCAAAGGUUUCAGUUUAAACGUCUCUGGUUUGCAGGUUCAUAUGUUUUGGUGCGAGUUUUGCUUCAACAUCAGAACAUUGUCGUCUUAUUUACGUCUGAAGAACUUUUAAUAAAAGUUUGACAGAAACAUUG